GGAAAGUGUUCAUGUGAUCUGGAGUGCUACGCUUUCUAAACACCUACCAAUCUCAUAAAGUGGCAACUCAAGCUGUACGCACACACGUGAACUUUUCCUGCUGGGGACUUCCCCUAGACAGAUUAACAGACAAGGCCGAAGCGAAUGCUGGGCAACACGGACAUUACCAUGGUAGCUAGUGGCUAUUUAUAGAUUGUGGGACAGGGAGUUGCUCCCAACCCCACAGGAGUACAGCACUCUGGUAUGUUCCACCGUGCUGGUCAAACAAAUGUGAAUCUAUCAUCCACCUAAGAUGGAUUUGCGAUUGAUUGACUUGGAGGAGAACAAGCGACUGAUGAGAAAUGGCGAGCUCUAUUACGCUUUCACGCCAGACCUCGUCGCUGAUCGCAAACGAUGCCGGCUCGCAUGCGAAGCGUACAACCAGGCCGGAGACGUAUCUCGUCGACGACUUGUAGAACUCUUCAAGAAAAUUCAGGAUGACGACUGCCAGCUGCCGCCUCCAGCGUCGACCCCUGAAGAGGACGAGGAUCUCUUCGGCAACGAAGUCUGGUGCGAUGCUCCUAUAAAAAUGGACUACGGGCACAACGUGGUUAGGUUCGGCGACAACGUAUACGUGAACAGUAAUAGCACUUGGGUCGAUACGUGCACAAUUUCCGUGGGUGCACGAACACUGAUCGGCCCAAACUGCUCCUUCUUCUCGGGUACACAUCCGACCGACCCAAAGAUUCGCAAUGGUACUAAUGGGCCCGAGAACGGUGCACCCAUCACCAUAGGCGAGGACUGCUGGUUCGGCGGUAGCGUCAUUGUUCUCCCCGGGGUAACUAUAGGCGCAGGGGCAACGGUGGGCGCUGGAAGUGUCGUCACCAAGGACGUUCCCCCAUACACUGUCGUGGUUGGCAACCCCGCUCGAGUGCUGCGAAGCGUCGCGUCAUCGAGUUCGAACCCUAUCCCGGCCGCCCAACGCCAUGAGUCGGCGAAGGAAGCAGCGUCUUCUUCAUAG
This is a messenger RNA of Pseudomassariella vexata, 1000 nucleotides long. Its product is annotated as galactoside O-acetyltransferase. Gene Ontology annotation, molecular function: acetyltransferase activity. The coding region runs from base 293 to 1000 and encodes 235 amino acids. NCBI's taxonomy places the organism in Eukaryota, Fungi, Ascomycota, Sordariomycetes, Amphisphaeriales, Pseudomassariaceae. The record is from RefSeq and is a predicted model, not a curated record. The transcript has 3 exons.